Molecule: messenger RNA, 1442 nt
Organism: Sorghum bicolor (sorghum)
Lineage: Eukaryota; Viridiplantae; Streptophyta; Magnoliopsida; Poales; Poaceae
Product: putative GEM-like protein 8
Exons: 3
Coding region: 409-1125 (238 amino acids)
Source: RefSeq, a predicted model, not a curated record
AGCCCUCCACGCCCUCGCGCGGCGGAAAGAAGCAAUAUCCUACGGUUGGCCGGACCGGCCGCUCGCUCGCCAUGGCCUGACUAACCGAUGACUCCGGCCGGCCGGCCGGCCGGCGCGCACGAUCGAAAGCUGACUAGAGCGGCGGGCGGACGACACAGCCCCACCUAAAGCCUUGCCCUUUUCGCGAGCAUGGACCACCCACCGCUGCUUUUCCUUGCGCCGAUGAGGAGUUGCUGUUGCUGACUCGGCGCGAAUCCACUCCCUCCUUCUCGCCCAAGAUUUCAUCACCCCCCGCCCGCCGGCCGCGGUUUAUAAAACCGGCUCCCCUGCCCCUGUCGUCUCCCUCCCCCUCCCCCCUCUCUCCAUCCCUCCCCCGAAUCGCUCAGCCCUCUUGAUCGAGAGCUAGCCAUGAAGAAGUCGAGCGGCAGCAGCCAUGUGAUCGGAGUUCCCGUCACCUCCACGGCGUACGCCAUCGAGGACACGACGAGGUCGGAGUCGGACCGCCCGGCGGCUACCAAGACCGGAGACGAUCGCCUCGCGGUCUCGUUGACGCACCCGAGCCCCUACACUUCCUUCGGUUACAAGCACAGCAGCAAGGGCCAGGUGAUCCACUGGGUGAACAAGCUGGGAAGACGAGCUCAGAGCUUCAGGGACCAUGUGACGUUGGGUCCGAAGCUGUCGGAGACGGUGAAGGGGAAGCUGAGCCUGGGCGCGCGGAUCCUGCAGGCCGGCGGCGUGGAACGCGCGUUCCGGCACGCCUUCAGCUCCUCGGCCGAGAAAGGCGAGCGCCUGGUGAAGGCCCUGCAGUGCUACCUCUACACCACGGGCGGGCCCAUAGCCGGGAUGCUCUUCGUCUCCACGCGCAGGAUCGCGUUCCGCAGCGACCGCUCCCUCGCCGUCACCUCCCCGGCGGGCGGCGACGCCGUCGUCGCGCGGGUGCCGUACAAGGUGGUGGUGCCCCUGAGGCGGAUCAAGCGGGUGCGGCCGAGCGAGAACGCCGACAAGCCGGAGCAGAAGUACAUCCAGGUGGCCACCGUCGACGGCUUCGAGUUCUGGUUCAUGGGCUUCGUCAGCUACCAGAGGUGCUGCAAGUACAUGCAGCAGGUGAUCUCCGAGCUGUCGUAGCUCGAUCGUGGCUCGCUCCAUUAUCGGCGUGUGGUGUGGGCGAGCGUGCGUGCGUCCCCUCUCAUGUCUGGCGGUGGCGGUUGAAGGUGAAGUUUGUGGGCUACUGUGCGCGGCAAUGUCUUGUUGGAAUGUCGUCGGUAGUCACCGACUGCAUGCUCCACCGUUUUCCCAUGGUGUCACGUACGUUACCAUUUGGAUUGGCUGACAAUUGUAUGGUCUUCCAAGUUCUGUUAAUUAUGUUAUUAUUAGUAGGAUUGAUGGAUGGACCAAGGAACUUGGUUUUGCUAAAUGAAAAUAUUAUACAAUUAUUGUUCUCA